GGGCCAACGGCCGCGUGGAGCAGCUGACGACCCGGCUGGUCCAGCAGGCGUCAUGGAUGGGGGACCUGGCUCAGAGCGGUGGUCGCCUACCAGACGCACUGUCGCUCCUGGCGGACGGCGGGCACGACGACGGGCUCGGCGAGAGCACUGGCAUGCAACUUGGCGGCGCGCGCGGCGCUGCCGCCCUGAGGCGUUUCCGAUGUCAGGUCCAGAGCAGCCCCCAGGCCUUCUCCGCCAUGGCCAGGAGGAACCGCCAGCUCAACAUGACGGGCGCCGCGAGCGAGGAGGGCAUGAGCGACUCCAUGAUCGGCUACGCCGAGGACACGCUGGCCCUCGAGGGCGCGGAGCGGAUGCUGGUGCCGGCUGCCGCCCCGAGGGCCGAGGAGGACGGAGUAAGGCUGGUGGGCGGCAGCAAUUCGCUGGACGUGGGCAUCCGCUGGGGUUUUGGCCUGAUCCGCCGCCUGCGCGGGCUUCGCACAGCCUUCGGCGCCUUCGCCCGCUCCUCCAUGCACGCCGCUGGGUUCCAGGAGGUUGCGACUCCUGCUGCCGGUCUGCUGCCCUGCCCCCCGCCCUUCGGGCGGGCUGCUGGUACCCCCCCGCGGGGCGUGCGCGCUCGCGGGCGAUGGCUUCGCACUCACGUAGAGCACAUGUGGGUCAACGCCGUCGUCCUCGCUCUCUCCCACCUGCACCUGGGCGAGUCGCGGAGCUGCCCGCCGCGCGCCCGCGCGGGGAGGCCUCUCAGUUCGUCUCAGUCCGAGAUGGUGUCCAGGCUGAGGAGGCUUGUGCGACCGAUGUGCCGGCCCCUGCAAUGGCAAGGUGGCCGCGUGGAGAAGGCCGACGCUCUGCUCGACUAUCUCCUGAAUGCGAUGCAUCUCCCCCUGGGCGCCGUGGCGCCCUCUCCUGACUCCGAGGUGAUGACCAUCGACCCGAGCAAGGCUCCCUUCGCCAAGGCCGAGUGCCACUUCGACCCCCUGGCGUUCCCGGCCCCGUUUUCCGCCGCCACGCUCUUAGAGCUUCGGCUGCUGGCGCGGGAUGGGCCGGGCGCCGGCCCUCUGGCGCGCGCGGUCGGGCCCCCGACCCGACCCCCUCCGGCGAGGCCGGCCCGCCAGGCGGGCAAGCCUGGCGACCUCCUCCAGUACCUGAAGCAGUGGGAUGACGUGGGGCGACUGGAGCUGGUCGACGCGGCCGACUCCCCGCAGGCCCUGCGAGGUACCCUGUUCCCCGUGUUCAAGGACGCCCACGCGCAGAGGGUCGUCUUCAAUCGCGUCGCUCGCAACUUGGCGGAGUUGCCGCUGGGCGGCUUCUCCAGACUGACCCCGAGCGCCGCUGCGCUGGUGGUCCUGGAGGUGCCGGCUGGCUCUGUCUUGCGCGUCUGGGCGGACGACCUACAGGACUUCUGUCCCGCCAUUGAUUGCACUUACGACAUGGCCCGCACCAACGACGUGGCGCUCCCCCUCCCGACGAGGCUCUACGAGGGCUUCGCAGCGCUGGGCCGGCUUCGGAGGCGCUGCUGCCGUGAGGGUCGCGAACUCCCCGAGAAAGUGGUUCCCUGCCAUGGUGGCCUGAUCAUGGGAGGACUGAGCGCUCCCGACUGGGCGUGCGAGUCCCACAUGCGGCUGCUCGCCCACGCUGGCAGCUUCCUUCCAGAACGGCGGGUGCUCAACCGCCACCUCGCCCCCGAGGGGUCGGCCUGGGAGGGCGUCGUGCUGGGCGACCAUUUCGGCCUGGCGGGCUAUGCCGAGGCUGGCCUCAGGGUCAGCGCGGGCAAGGAGGUGAAGGACGCGGCGGAGGCGACGGUUUUCGGGGCAGAGCUCCUGGGCCACGACCGGCUCGUCGGCGCCUCACGCGCCCGCAGGCUGGCGUUGGCCUGGAUGGGCCUGUCCAUGGCCCGAGGCCGACGCCCCACUACGCUCGGGCUGCAGAGGUUCCUUGGCAUGGGGCUUUUUGCCGCGCUGUUCCGGCGGCCGACCCUGUCGCUCCUCCACUACUGCUACAAGGAGGUCGACGUCGGCCGUGACCCGCACGAGGUGUUCGACCUGAGCAGCGCGACCUGCAACGAGUGCGCCCUGUUCGCGGUUCUCCUCCCGCUGAUGGCCACCGACCUCUCCGCAGGCUGGGGGCCGCGCGUUCUGGCCUCGGACGCCUCGCACCUGGCCGGAGCGUCCGUCAAGGCGCCUGCCUCAGCGCCCACCGCCAGAGCUUUUUGGCGUCAGCGCGAGCAGCGAGGCGCCCGUACGCGGGUCUACCCCUCAGGCUGGGCUGCCCUUGCCAACCCCGAGGACGGCGCCGUCCUGCAGGACCUGGAGGAGGAUGCCGCCCCUCCCCCUGGCGCCGUCGACCCGACGGCCUCGCUGAUCGAGUACUUCGACGUGCUGGAGCUCUGCUGCGGGGAGGAGGCCCGUCUCUACCUCGCGGACCGGGGCCUGCGCGCGGGCCCGAGGAUAGACAUCAAGUGCCACAAAUACUGGGACCUGGUCGACUCACGCUCGGCGGAGUGGGUAGUAUGGCUGAUCUGGCAGAGGCGCGUCAAGAUGACUAUAUCACAGGUUCCAUGCACCAGCUUCUCCAUCGCGAGGCACCCGAGGCUCAGGUCCAGGGCGCGGCCCUGGGGUUUCGACCCAUCUUCGACUCCGACGGGUCUGGGGAGCGUCCUCUUCAGGCUGGGCAUGUUGGCGCUGUUCGCCCACCUUCUCUCGGGCCACGGUGCCGGCUUGCACGAGCACCCCCUGGCGGCCUACUUCUGGCACACGCACAUCGUCGAGUUCCUGCUGACGCACGAGGCCGUAGAGCGCUUCGACCUCUCGAUGUGCCAGUUCGGUGCGCCCUGGAAGAAGGACGCGAGCCUCCUGGUCGUGCGGGGCCCCUGGCUGGCGCCCAUGGCGAGGCGCUGUCGCGGAGGGCGCAAGAACACGGUCUUAGAGGGCGGCCUGACUCCCAAAGCCGCGCUCUACCCGCACGGCUUCUGCGGCGAGCUGUCUAAGCUGAUCGCCGACAACCUGGGCGGGCCGACUCCGCCGCCACCGGCGGAGAGCUCGGCGCCCGCUGGAGCGUUCGAGGCCCUCUGGCUGAACGACUACGUGGGCUUCGCUCCCUGGCAGCUGCAUUGCCAUCGCCUUUUCCGCAAGCCCCUCCACAUCAACUUGCUGGAGAUCGACGCGGCCUGCGACGCGGUGGGCGAGCAGGGCCUGCGGUUCCCCGAUUGCAAGCACAACCCCCUCCUGGACCCCCGCGUCUCGAUCGGGGCCAUCAGCAAGGGCCGCUCCUCAUCGACUGCGAUCAACAAGCUCUUGAGAAGGAGGGCCCCGUUGCAGCUGGCCACGGGCUCGUGCAUCGGAUGCCACUUCGCGCCGACGCGAUUGCAGCCAGCCGACGUCCCGUCGCGCACGCUCUGCGACCCGGCGCGCGCUCUGGCCCGCGGGGCCGAGGCUCCGCCUCCCGCUCCGUGCUGGCUGGCCAGCCUCGAGGCUGGGGACGCCUCAGCCUUCCGCGCUUGGGCUGCGCUCCCGCUGCAGCGCCGGCAGCAGUCUCGGUGGGCUUGGCUGGUGGCGCGCCUCUGGUGGCGUGGGCUCCUGCGGCUCGCCCCUCGACCGCGGGUGCGCGACCUCGCGCUGGGCUUCCCGGGCGAGGGCCCGCGCGGCGGAGCCCCGGCACUGGCCUCCCGCGCCGCUGCAGCCGGGCCGGCGCAGCCGCGGGCCCGCCUGGUCGGGCCCUUGGUGCCGCUGCUGCUGUGGGGCCCUGCGGCCGCGCCGCGCCCGCCGACCCCCCGCCCCGCGGGGGCGGACCUGGCGGCCGCGCGCGGCCUGACGCCAGUGGUCCAGACGCGCCGUGCUGCCCUCGUCUCGCAGCUCCAGCACUGGAUGGCGGGCGCAAAUCGUGCCCUCCGACGCCGACUCGACGCGUCGUGGGACAUCUCCUUCGCGCGGGAGCACCUGACGCCUGGCUCGAACCACCAGGCGAUGCCGGAGGCGCUGCUGCUCGCUUCGGCGAGCCUUGCACUGGCGUGGGGCUGGUGCGACGUCUCCGGCGGCCCGAUCCUCGGCUUCCUCGGGAUGAUGAGGCCCUUCGAGUUCCGGAGGCUGAAGUUCGGGGACCUG
Prorocentrum cordatum is the source of this 4094-nucleotide messenger RNA. Lineage: Eukaryota; Dinophyceae; Prorocentrales; Prorocentraceae. The record is from the annotation of a GenBank genome assembly.